ACCAAGCAGGAGCAGGAGAUUUUGACCUUUUAUUAAAAAAUGGAGACACAUGAAGAUGUUCAGUACUGUUUUCAAGACAGAAACUCUUCUUGCAGAAAGGCUUUGCUAUCGACAUCAAUCUACACAGCACUGUACAUCUUCUGCUCAUUGUUUUCAGCAGUUACAGUAUUUUUGAACCUACUGGUGAUCAUCUCCAUCUCUCACUUCAAGCAGCUCCACACUCCAACCAACCUGCUCAUCCUCUCUCUGGCUGUGUCAGAUCUCCUGGUGGGAGCGAUUGUGAUACCAGUAACGACUGUAGCAAUAUUGGAAUCAUGCUGGGGAUUUGGGGAAUAUUUCUGUGCUUUUCAUUUCUAUAUGGCUUUUUUAUGCACUUCUUUAUCUCUGGGCAAUUUGGUCUUGAUAUCUAUUGACCGCUAUGUUGCUGUGUGUGAUCCCUUAUUGUACCACUCUAAAAUAACAAUAACAAGAAUAAUGUGUUGUAUAUCCAUUACCUGGUGUUGUUGUAUCAUAUACCAGGCUGUUGUUAUAAAAAUAUGUAUAAAUGUACAGGUACCCAGUAUGUGUUUGAAAGAAUGUUUUACUGUAGAAGGGUCAAUCUGGGGUAAUAUAAUUGACAUUGUAAUUACAAUGGUUGUCCCUUGCUCUAUUAUUAUAACACUUUAUAUGAAAAUCUUUGUGGUGGCCAGAUCACAGGCCAGAAAGGUAUUUUCAAAAGAGGCCAGUGUGUCUGGUGUUAAAACUGUACAGGCAAAUAAGUCUGAGAGGAAAGCAGCAAAAACUCUGUCUAUUGUUGUUUUCAACUAUCUCAUUUGUUGGAUUCCAUCUCUAUUUAUUUUAUUUUUUGUACACAUUUUUAUUGACAAUUUAUUAUCAUUGUUCAUCAGUUUUCUGCCACUUGUUAAUUCCUUAAUUAAUCCAAUAAUUUAUGCUUUCUUUUAUCCAUGGUUCAAAGUGACAGCUAAACAUAUUAUAACUCUGAACUUAAGGCGUUCAUAGUUCCUAUGUUUUUAUUCCUAAAUUUGACUAACAGGUUUGAUAUAGUUAUGUUAUACAAUUGUUGUUUUUGCUUCUUUCAUGUAACAAUACACUGACAUUACUUAUCUCAGUGUUCUCAUCAUAAAAUCUCGUUAUAGAUUCAUGUGGUGUUGAUACGGAAUGGAUUGGAAUGGAAUGACUUGGAGAAAGCAUAAGCUUGUUGUAUAAGAUUUUGUUCUUAACUUACUUUUUUUUUUUUUACAAAAAUUAUAAGAGACAUUGAAGUAGUUGUAUAUUACAAAUAACAAAGUAUGUGGUUGUUCCAUGUUAUUUAAUGAUAAAUAGUAUGGAAGUAUUCUAAAAGUCAAUUUUGAAGAUGUCAUGGAUCGUACUGUAUGCGGUUUAACAUCACCCUCUACUGGCUUAAUUGGGACACAAUACCUCCAACAAUAUGCAUGAUAUCAGAUAAAGUCCAAGUCUAACUCAAUGGUGUAUUGUGGAAAUAGUUGAUGGUAAAAUGUAAGAUUAUGCAAAUAUGGGUAACACGUUAUAAUAAUGUUUAGUAACAAACAAAUUUUUAAGGCAUUUACAGUUUUCUCACCAUUUAUUAAUCAUUAUUCCCACAUUUGUUAAAUGUUAGUAAACUAGGUAAUCUCACAUUUAUAAAUAACUACUACAGUGCAUUUGGAAAGUAUUCAGACACCUUAAUAUUUUACACAUUUUGUUAUGUUACAGCCUGAAUCUA
Molecule: messenger RNA, 1723 nt
Organism: Oncorhynchus kisutch (coho salmon)
Lineage: Eukaryota; Metazoa; Chordata; Actinopteri; Salmoniformes; Salmonidae
Product: trace amine-associated receptor 13c-like
Exons: 1
Coding region: 40-999 (319 amino acids)
Biological process (GO): G protein-coupled receptor signaling pathway
Cellular component (GO): membrane
Molecular function (GO): trace-amine receptor activity
Source: RefSeq, a predicted model, not a curated record